CGAGGCGGAUUGGUUGUGUCACGGACGAGUAUCCGAACGCUAUGUUUACGCGGGAAAAAGUUUUGACAUAUUGAAAUAUAAAAAGACGCAAUUCUAUUCGGGAUUGCUCACAAAUAUUGUUGUUUUGAUGGAGUUUGUGUAAAAAUGUAAAUAAACAAUUGUGUGAAGUGUUACUUGGUGGCAGUAUGGUGGAUUUCGGUGGGAAUGAUUGUGAUAACAUCAUAAAUGGAAAGAGUCAAUUUGUCUAUCUGGUGUUUGUGCAUUUAUUACUCAUCGGUCUAAAUGGGACUAACGCUCAAAACCGGGCGCCGCGUAUCAAAGAGCACCCUUCGAACACUGUGUCUGGUCGGAGCGAGCCGGCGACACUAAGAUGUGUGGUCGAGGGGAGACCGAAGCCGACUGUACAGUGGUACAAGGAUGGGUCCCCCUUGCCCAGGGUGGAAGAUGGACACAGGGUACUUUUGGAGGACGGCUUGUUGUUUCUUAGGGUAAAUCGUGGAAAGAAAGAGAGUGACGAAGGGGUUUAUUGGUGUGUAGCACGAAAUAUUGCGGGGGAAGCUGUUAGUCAAAAUGCAACUUUAAACGUAGCGGUUUUACGUGAUGAAUUCAGAGCUGAACCUAGAGACGUUCAGGUGGCAGCUGGAGAUCCCGCGUUGUUAGAGUGUAUACCUCCCAGGGGUGUUCCAGAUGCUUCUGUGCAUUGGUUGAAGGAUGGUCAGCCGUAUGAUGUUGAAGUUAAUGGCAGGGUGACAAUCACAGAAACUGGUAGCCUAAAAAUAUUGGAAACAUUACCAAACGAUAGUGGUCUAUUCCGAUGUGUUGCAUCCAACAUAGCUGGAGAGAGGCAAUCUCGGGCUGCCGCGCUUAUUGUACUAAGGCGACCACAUUUUGUCACUAAACCCGCCAAUAUUACCGCAUUGGUUGGCCAAAAUGUGGAAUUUAACUGUCAGAGUUACGACGCGAGCGUAAAAAUAACAUGGUAUAAGGAAGACGGUGUUCUCCCGUCGCACGCGUCCAUAAUCCGAGGACUGUUAAGGUUGGAACAGGUGUCUGCGUCCGAUGCGGGCGUCUAUUCCUGUAGAGCUGAUAGCCAUACGGGCACUAGUGUCGCGAGUGCUACUUUGACUGUUUAUUCGUUACCACACUUCACACAGAUACCGUCUAAUUUGACCGCUUGGGAAGGAGACGUUGUAUCAAUACCUUGUGAAGCAAAAGGUUUACCUACACCUACUACUUUCUGGAUUUUAGAAGGUGUUGAGGAUAGCCUUUUAUUCCCAGAAUGUACAAAGAGCAAUUCCAGCCUAUUGUAUCUCGACGGGGUAAAAGUAGAACACGGCGGAAGAGUAAUAUGUGUAGCCGUUAAUGCGGCUGGAAGCGUGAUGCAAGAAGCUUAUCUUAAUGUUCUAAGAAAAGGCGAUCUAUUAGAGCAUUCCUCGGAUGACUUCGACGUAAAUUACGAACACCAGAUCCGUAUGACGGAGUAUGAGUUCGCUCAAGCGAGAAAAUAUUUGCAACAGAACGUUUUAGUAUUAAAGAGGGUGGAAACUUUGUCGUCAACUUCGCUCAAAGUUGUUUGGGAUGUUUUAACUGAUUACAACGAGUAUUUGGAAGGGGUGAAGAUCUGGUACAAUGGUACUUCGUUGAAUUGGCGUAAUAGUACUGAAGAUGGAUCCAUUUUAAAUGUGUCUCAAGUGGACACAUGUUCUAAUGGAUCUCUCGUGCAUGUUGAUAACAGUGGCUCGUCUAGUUACAUACUGUCUGGGUUGCGGGCGUAUGUGCAAUAUGAUGUUUUCCUAAUGCCCUUCUACAAGAUGUUGUUGGGAAAACCUUCGAACUCGAUGCUUGGUUCAACGGAUGAAGAUGUACCAUCGCACCCUCCUCAAAGCGUGACGGGCGGAGUGAUAAACGCGACCUCGGCGUGGAUCCGCUGGGAGCCGCCGCCAGCUGACACGUGGAACGGGGAGCUGACGGGAUAUUUGAUCGAAAUCCGCGUGGGCACGGGCACUGUGGGCCGUGUAGUGGGCCAAAUGUCCCUCGGGGCUCGAACCAGAGCGGCUGCAGCUAGUUCGCUACGCCCGGGCGGCCGGUACAGUGCUCGAGCGGCCGCUGUGAACAGGCGCGGGCACGGGCCGUUCAGUGCACCGGCGCUGAUACACAUGCUGCCUAUGCAGUCGCAGCGGCAUUAUGUGCAGACGGAACCACCUCACGACUCCACGAUCCCGCACAUUUUACAAGAAACCUGGUUAUUGGCGCUCGGCCUCACAUUAUUCUCGGUGAUUGUAAUCGGCGUUGUCAGCAUUUAUUACAUCAGGCGACGGAACGGUGUUCAAAGGAAGAAGGCUACGGGUCAAGCGAUAGUCCCAGCACAGUGCUUACUAAACAAGGACACAAUCUGGUUGCGAGAUCGGCCCUUGUUCGCCGCACCUGAUAAUCAUAUGGACACCUGCCAGACGCUGCUGAGUACGGGCCAAUCAGCGAUCAACAUAGAGCCCGAGUACUGUCUCCCGCAGAACUCAAUACAAGGUCUAGACGCGAGUAUGGAGAGACUCAAGAGACCCGAACCGUAUGCUUCUAGUGCUAUAUACACAGAGCUUAAUUUUAAGGACACCAACGAACCAACAGACGCACACUACCCAGAACGCCGCUCCAACAGCAUAGUCCGUUCUUGCAACGGCAGCGUGCAAUAUUCCAACGAAUGUUCCACCUGCCACAGCUCGUCUAGUCGAUCGACUAAUCGCGACUACAAAGAGCUUAAACACGAAGACGACGACUCUAGUCGUAGUCGACAGAACGAUCUAGAAUACGAUUACCCACAGUGGCAUUGGCUGGGAAGGGAGAAUAGCUUCAAAAUUCCGAUACAGCGCGGGAACAGAACGGAACAGGGCUGUCAAAUAAAUCUGUGUGAUAUACUGCCGCCGCCACCGUAUGAGAGUCCCGAGAGCAAAAAUCAACUGAAGUAAGGUAUAAUGAAGCUUAGAAAUUAGUCAAAAUAUGAGCAAUAAUCAAUAUAUCAUUUUGAAACUCAUGUAGAUAAUAAAACUUUUGACAGUUUAUACGUAUUUGUGUAUUAGAAAGUGUAUAGAACUGCUGUAUCCAAUUUAAUAGGAUUCUUGUAUAUUUAACCGACUUACGUUGUUUUAGUUAUUUUCUACUUACGUUAACCGUUUCUGUUUUUAUAUCAAAUAAUUUAACUGGUGGUUUUACAAUAUCCGAAAAACAAUAUAAAAUAAAUUAAUGUUCAAAAGGAUUUUUAAUAAUAAUUUGAACAUUAACGCAUUUUGUUUUGGGGUCAUUACAAAUAUAGAGUAAUGUGGAAAAUUGAGAUUUUAAAUUAACAGGGUUUUUAUAUAUUAAGAAUCAUCAUAAAUAAUAAAAUCGAAUUAAGAAACGAUACUUUUAAUAGCAUUGAUAGAAUAAUAAAUAACCAACUACAUAUAAUGUAAUUACCCCAGAGCAUCUUGUAAACAAACAUACUUAAAGAGAUAUUGAAGGAAUUUCCUAUACAGCAAUAAUAAAAAACAUAUUAUUAAAACUUUUACUUAAGACUCGGAUAUUGUAAAACGUACCAAAAAUCCAUUAACUAUAUUAUAUAAUAAUAUAAAGUUAACCUUAGAAAUAGACUCCUAAAUAAAAAGUCCCUUAUACCAUCAACACAUCUGCUCCAAAAACCAGAAAAAACAUAACAAUAUAAUUCAAGCCUUGAGCUCUUUGAAAAGUAUGAUUGUUGCCUACAAAAAGCUUUUAUUGCCAAAAGGUGCAAAAACUUAAUUUUUUGCCAGAAUUUCGCAGAGAGAAUAUAAAAAGAAAUGAUCAAUUUUAUAUAACUUUUUAUACUUUCAAUUAUUCGAGUCAAAGUAUUAUUCUUUUUUCCCAAUUACAAUUUGAAAAGAAUUCCAUUCCGCUUAGAACUAAAAAGAUCAUAUUAAUGUUAUAAAUGAUUUCAAUUAAUAGUCAAUGCAAAAUAGCUUACAAAUAGGUUCUCGAUUUUUCUAUACAGUAAUCAAUUGAUAUUUUAUCAUAUAGUUACAUUAUAUCCAACAUAGAUAAAUAUCGUAAUUAGCGAACAAUAUAACCAUAGAAGCUUGUAGAUAACUUAUUCCUAAUUCUAGUCAUCGUGUAUAGACUAGUUACAUUACGGAUAUUUAGACGUGGAUAGUAACUGGCGCUAGUUGCUCACGUUUUUAGGUGACCUUAUUUUCACUUGACAUCUAUAACGAACGACCUAAAAGGAAGACGAGCAAAAAUACGAAUAUUCUUCCAUAUCUGCGAUGCGUCGAAGAAUUAAUGUUCAAAAAUAUAGGCGGAAUUUUUCAUGUUUCACUUGAGUAUUUUCGUCUCUAAAUAGAGAAAAAAUAUUCAAGUGACUUUUGUAGCAUACUAAAGAUACCUAUGAAUGUAUUUAUUUUUUGGUGAUCAAUAUGCAACAUUGAUAAAACCUACAUACCUACGCUACAUCACAAAGUUAAAAAACUUAAUCUAUUAUAGUAAUUAUUUGAUUGUUAACAAUAUCAAGUUUACAAUUUUACAUCAUUUGUAAAGAACUGUAUUAACAGGUAAAAAUCAAUGCAAAAAUGACUAACAACAGCAAUUAGCGCCAGCUACUAAUAGAAUAAUUAUAACUAGCCAUACAUUAAGCAAAUUUUCAGGUUGUCUAAAUAGUAGUUAAUCACUGCCAUUUAUAAUUAGACUUAGUAUUUUAGUUGUAUAACAUUUUUGACUGUGAUAUUUAUGUAUAUUAAAUUACGUGUACUCGUUGUAAGCUUAGAUAUUAAGUAGGAGUAGAUAACAAUGUAUUUCAUGUAACGUUUCUAAUGACUUCUGUUUGCGACCCCAAAUAUUUUCUGAGCCAGUUGUUUUGUUUAAAAAUUGGAAAUAUACAUAGCUUUUUA
This is a messenger RNA of Colias croceus (clouded yellow), 4889 nucleotides long. RefSeq names its product roundabout homolog 1-like. The coding region runs from base 186 to 2960 and encodes 924 amino acids. The record is from RefSeq and is a predicted model, not a curated record. Gene Ontology annotation, biological process: axon guidance; homophilic cell-cell adhesion; dendrite self-avoidance. NCBI's taxonomy places the organism in Eukaryota, Metazoa, Arthropoda, Insecta, Lepidoptera, Pieridae. The transcript is spliced from 15 exons. Gene Ontology annotation, cellular component: axon; plasma membrane. Gene Ontology annotation, molecular function: cell-cell adhesion mediator activity.